AUGGGCUGCAAGCGGAUUCGAACGACUGCCUACCACCCGGCGUCAAACGGCCUCGUGGAGCGCUUCCACCGACAGCUCAAGGUUGCCCUCCUGGCUGCUCCCGAAACACCCUGGCCAGAAGUCAUACCGCUCGCGCUCCUGGGGAUCCGUUCCACCUUCAAACCUGACAUAGGCUGCUCCGUCGCCGAGAUGGUAUACGGCACGUCCCUACGCCUCCCCGGAGAUCUCAUUUGCCCGUUGCCAGGCAGCACUGCUCUCUCACCAGCUGACUACGUUUCGCGGCUCCGCCGUACUAUGGCCGCCCUUCGUCCAGCAACAUCUCGGCCCUCGCGUGUGUCCUCGGCCUUCCAGCAUCCCGACCUCGCCUCCUGCACACACGUCUUUGUGCGCUGUGACGCUGUACGGAAGCCCCUGCAAAGUAGGUUCUCUGGACUGUUAAACGUGCUCGCCCCCAAGGCUCGGAUGGUGUCUUCUUCACCAAGUCCAGUUAUAAUGUAUUCAACACAGGCGCGAUCAUCAAGCUUGCAACGUCGCGCUUUUGUCAGUUUGUCGUAG
Molecule: messenger RNA, 555 nt
Organism: Ornithodoros turicata
Lineage: Eukaryota; Metazoa; Arthropoda; Arachnida; Ixodida; Argasidae
Exons: 1
Coding region: 1-555 (184 amino acids)
Molecular function (GO): nucleic acid binding
Source: RefSeq, a predicted model, not a curated record